Messenger RNA from Delphinapterus leucas (beluga whale), 2611 nucleotides. NCBI's taxonomy places the organism in Eukaryota, Metazoa, Chordata, Mammalia, Artiodactyla, Monodontidae. The record is from RefSeq and is a predicted model, not a curated record.
GGCUCUUGGGUACCAACAACCCCCCAAAUCCUACUAAGCAGCCCCAACAGGGCCUUCACAGGUCUGUGGACAGCCAGUUGAUUGCCAGUUCUGAGGUCAGAAGGGUGUCUGGAGAGGCCAGAGGCUGGCCUGAGCCUGGCUCUGGGGAUCCCCUGCAUCCAGAAGAGCCAACUGACCACCCUGUUCCUUCACCUCCUGCCGGGACCAUGGGGGCUGGGGCCAGUGCUGAGGAGAAGCACUCAAGGGAGCUGGAAAAGAAGCUGAAAGAAGAUGCCGAGAAGGAUGCUCGAACCGUGAAACUGCUGCUUCUGGGUGCCGGUGAGUCCGGGAAGAGUACCAUUGUCAAGCAGAUGAAGAUCAUCCACCAGGAUGGGUACUCGCUGGAAGAGUGCCUCGAGUUCAUUGCCAUCAUAUAUGGCAACACGCUACAGUCCAUCUUGGCCAUCGUGCGCGCCAUGACCACGCUCAAUAUCCAGUAUGGAGACUCUGCGCGCCAGGACGAUGCCCGGAAGCUGAUGCACAUGGCGGACACCAUCGAGGAGGGCACGAUGCCUAAGGAGAUGUCAGACAUCAUCCAGCGGCUGUGGAAGGACUCGGGUAUCCAGGCCUGUUUCGAUCGCGCCUCAGAAUACCAGCUCAACGACUCUGCUGGCUACUACCUCUCGGACCUAGAGCGCCUGGUAACCCCGGGCUACGUGCCCACUGAACAGGACGUGCUGCGCUCGCGUGUCAAGACCACUGGUAUCAUUGAGACGCAGUUCUCCUUCAAGGACCUCAACUUCCGGAUGUUCGAUGUGGGCGGGCAGCGCUCAGAACGCAAGAAGUGGAUCCACUGCUUCGAGGGUGUGACCUGCAUCAUCUUCAUCGCGGCUCUCAGCGCCUACGACAUGGUGCUUGUGGAGGACGACGAAGUGAACCGCAUGCACGAGAGCCUGCACCUAUUCAACAGUAUCUGCAACCACCGCUACUUCGCCACCACGUCCAUCGUGCUCUUCCUCAACAAGAAGGACGUCUUCUCGGAGAAGAUAAAAAAGGCGCACCUCAGCAUUUGCUUUCCGGACUACAAUGGGCCCAACACAUAUGAGGACGCGGGCAAUUACAUCAAGGUGCAAUUCCUCGAGCUCAACAUGAGACGCGACGUGAAGGAGAUCUAUUCCCACAUGACGUGCGCCACCGACACACAGAACGUCAAGUUUGUCUUCGACGCUGUCACCGACAUUAUCAUCAAGGAGAACCUCAAAGACUGCGGCCUCUUCUGAGGUGCCUGGACUCAUGCAUUCCUGAGACCCUGUAGUCCUUGCCGCCUUGUAGCCCCAAUCCGCAUGACCCCUACCAGCCCCCCAGGACUCCUGGGCCCCAGCCUGUGGCCUCACCAGCCACAGAUUCAAAACCCUAAGCCCUGCUAACCUUGAGGGACUUACCCUCCCCCAUGGCUCCCAGGAUUCCCUGGUCUCCCAGAGUCCGGUGCCCCCAGCCACCCCAGCACUGCCCUUCACGGCCUGGCUGCACUGGCCUCCAGGACCCACCACAGCCAGCCCCAGCUAGGAGCAAGCAGUACUUGGGGCAGCUACAGCUCACGGUGACUCAGCAGUACCCCACUGACCAAUCUCCUGCUGCUCUCCUGCCCCAGGAGGCCCGUGAUUCACCUGGUGGGUCUGGGUUCAGCAAACAGCCCUCCCUCCCAGAGUUUCAUGAAGGGCAGGGGGGCAGGAAGGGAACCCUCCUCCAAGCAGGCCUGCUGCUUACCAUCAGCCCAUUCUAGCCUUACCACCUCCAUGUGACAAGUCUGACACCCAUCUGCCCAGUGGCCAGUGACUGCCCCACCCGGCAGCUUUAGGGGUCCAAAGUCCAAGCCAGCUCUGGCCUGUGAAACUCAUACAUAGACGAAUUAGUGAGUGGGGGCAAGCCUGGGAGCUCCUGGUGCCAGGAAGAGACUCAAGCUGGACCCUUCCCCACAUAUCCUAACCCCUUCCCCCACAGGCUCUGCCCCCUCCAUGCUUGGACACUGUAUUCAUGUCCUACUUACUUACACACCCACAGUACUCCAGGCCAGUCUGUUGAGGGAGGGUGCUGUUGACACCAGCUGUGGCCAAUGGCUGAACUGUCCUAAGGGGUGGCUGGGAGCAGAGUCCGGCUCCCAUCGAUCAGCCCCAGGCAGGGGAUUUGGGACAGGAAGGAGGCCCAGAUUGUGCCCAGAGGGGUCUGCCUCAGGUAGGGUCAUAAGCAAACCCAGGUGACCCUCUUGUCCCUGCCAGCAGCUUCUCUCAUCCUUCCCAUUCAGGGCCCAUUCCCUGGUGGGAAAAACUGAGAUCCAUGCCUGAACCAUCAGUGACAAAGGCAUCCAUGUCCCCACACCCCUGCUCCCUACUUCCUCAUCAAGCACCAAGUCCUCGCUGAUGCCCAUGGGCUGGGGCCUGUGCUGUAGUCGAGGGCAAGGAGCAUCCGUCUAACAAGGCCAGGGCAUAAUUUGCACUCCCUUCAGCUAGAUACACAGACUCAGCAAUAAAUCUUUGCAUCAGGCCCCAGCUGUCCUUUCUUGGGGGGAGGGGGAGAGUGUUAAUGAUCAUGAGUCAUGCAAAUUUAUUAAGUGCCCAGUGCUGGGCUGGACAUG